GCCAUGUGCGCUCGCGUCAUAUCUGACGCGUCGCGCGCGCCUUCCCAGCGUGGCCCAAGCUGGGGCGCGCCCUCUGCCGCCGCGCCCCUGCCCAGCUCUGGGCUCGCCGCCCUACCCAGGGCGCGCCGCCGGAAGGGGCGGCCUGCGGGGGCAUGUCGGCCACGGAGGCGAGGGUGUCAUUCGCGCCGGGCACGCGGUCCUGCUGGGAGUUGCUCACCGGCGGCCAGCGAGAGAUGCCCGCGGCGGGGGCGAGGGUGUCCUUCGCCCCGGGCUCGCAGCCCUCCCAGGAGACGGCGCCGUGGCAGCGCAGCUCCCGACGCGGAAGGUGACUUUCGCGAGGAAGCACCUGCCCGACUGGAAGGUGGGACCCCGCUACGAGCUCGUCCGGAAGCUGGGCAGCGGGUCCUACGGCUGCGUCUGCGAGGCGCGCGACAGGGAGCGCGGGCGCCGCGUCGCCAUCAAGAGGACGCGGGACGUGUUCGGGGACCUCGUCACGUGCAGGCGCACGGCCCGCGAGGUGUGCAUCCUGGCCAUGCUGCAGAGGCACGAGAACAUCGUGCAGUUGUUCGACGUCGUCGCCCCCAUCGGCGAGGACGGUCUGUUCGACGAGGUCUGCUUGGUCAUGGAAGUCUGCGACUCCGAUCUCGGGCUGCUGCUCCGGAAGGACGUCGAGCUCUCACCGCACCAGGUUCGCAAGAUCCUCUACACGCUCUUGGUUGGCCUCAAGUACCUCCACUCGGGAGGCAUCUGGCACCGCGACCUGAAGCCCCACAACUGCCUCCUGAACGACGACUGGACCGUGAAGAUCUGCGACUUCGGGCUCGCCCGCGCUGCUGGGGGUCCUCGCCCACGGGCGCCAGCUGAGGCCAUCAGCGCGGAAGGCGCUGAGCGCCUGCCCAACCCGAGGCACGCGAAGGCCCACCGCGAGCUGACCAGCCACGUGUGCACCCGGUGGUACCGCGCCCCGGAGGUGAUCCUCCUGCAGGCCGACUACACCGCGGCCCUCGACCUGUGGUCCGUGGGCUGCAUCUUUGGGGAGCUGCUGGGCAUGCUCGGCUCCGGCAGGGCCCGCGAGCGCCGCGGCCCACUCUUCCCCGGCGACUGCUGCUACCCGCUGUCGCGGGACAACGAUUCGUCUCAGUCCUGUCGAAAGGCAGCAGCGCGCGAUCAGUUGGAGAUGAUCUUCGCCACAAUCGGGACACCGGCAGUGGACGAGCUGGACAAGCUGGACCACGCGGCCAGGCGGUACGUGCAGAAGUUUGGAUGCCGCAAGGGCCACGGGCUCCAGGCCAAGGUCCCCGAGGCGGACCCGGCUGCCUUGGAGGUGCUGGAGGCGACGCUGCGCUUCGGAGCUGCGAGGCGGGCGAGCGCCAGCGGGCUGCUCGAGCACGGGAUCUUCGCAGAGGUCCGGCGCAGAGCCACGGAGACCCGAUUGUGACUCCAGGAAUCCUGCACAUCAAGUUCGACCACGAGCCAGACAGCAUCGAGCGCCUCAGGGGGUUCAUCCUCAAGGAGGUGAGGAGGUUCCAGCCGGCCAAGGGCGAGUGCGACGCAGAUGUGAAGGACACUUCUGACACGACAUGUCCCCUUAGCCGUGCCAGGGGCUUACCCGAAUCAGCCAGGCUGGCGGUAGCCGCAGCGGCCGGAGCAUGAGCGGCGAGCCAUCUCUGGCUCUUCAUAGGGCACCGCGGCCGCACCUGCCAACGGCGUUUUGCGCAUGUCCCACAGCUUCUACUCCUCUGCGCCCGUGAUGGUGCCUCUGUGCUCCCUCCUCACCUCGUCACGCUCCCCGACCGUGCCGCUAUGCGCUUGCCUCUGCCGAAUUCGCUGGGAAUCCGCGAGCGGGCUCCCUCCCUGUCUCGCCGGGGUCCGCUCGCGCGCGCCGGGCUCGGGCACGCCGCUUGCCGCGGGUCGAGAGCUCGGCGGUGUGAGACAUGUCGCGCGCGUGCGCAAGUCUGCCUCGCCGGGAAGCUGCCGAGCCGCUUGCAGCAAGCGAGGGCCAGCCAGCACCCAGUACAAAAUCGAGGGCCCCCUGACGAGGCCUUUGUGUGUGUGCUUUUCCACAGGUUGUCAUUUUUGUUCCACAGAUUUGCUGUGUUGUCCACAUGCGGGCUGGCUGCAGGGAAGCGGCGGCGGCAGCGCCGCCGCUCCUCCUCCGUUGGGUGGC
Messenger RNA from Prorocentrum cordatum, 2167 nucleotides. The record is from the annotation of a GenBank genome assembly. NCBI's taxonomy places the organism in Eukaryota, Dinophyceae, Prorocentrales, Prorocentraceae.